Molecule: messenger RNA, 1038 nt
Organism: Penicillium chermesinum
Lineage: Eukaryota; Fungi; Ascomycota; Eurotiomycetes; Eurotiales; Aspergillaceae
Exons: 6
Coding region: 1-1038 (345 amino acids)
Source: RefSeq, a predicted model, not a curated record
AUGAGUCCUGCCGCGAAGCAAUGGGAUAUCGGCGGAACCUGCUCUGAGAUCUCCCUCUGCCAGGAAAACAGGGCGCUGGGUCCUGGCAGUGUCAGUACUGAUGUGCAACCGUACGAAUCCCGUUUGGCCUCGCCGUGUGAUAUUGUUAUAGGGGAACAAGGCCUGGAGCGCGGCGACGCGGGAGUCGCCACCGGCAAACCGUCCCGUAUCGACCAGGGUGCGACCGGCGGCAUCGGUUCAGAUAUCGAGCCAUGCGGCCAUGGCGAACUGCGGCACAGACCUGGCGAGGAGGGGGCGGGUCCUCUGCCCCAGGGCAUCGGUCGGGCACGCACACCGGACAACCCGCAUGAAAAGGACGAGGCCGGGCCGCAUCCGUGCCCCCGCCCGCAGUUCGAUCAGCGUGUCCAUGACUGCGCAUCAUGUUCUAACCAUGAGACCGAGUACACGCGGAUUCUGAAAGAGGAAGCGCAGAUGAACUGGAGAUAUAACGUAUCUGCUAGCGCUGCCAACUGGAUCCUUUUAGCCGGGUAUCUGGUCGUUCCUGCGACUUUCACCUCUUUGAACGAUUCAACUGCGGUAGAGAAGACGCUGCAAGCAAAUGACGCUGGGCGGGCGGUCUUGAGGACCAUCAGGAAUCCUCCCUUACUAGCCAUCGCUUGCCUGUUCUUCGUCGUCGGGGCUACGCUCUUGGGAUAUCUCUUCGUCUGCUUUCGGAAGAGCUACUCGUGGGUGGUCAACAAGAUCUUCUUACCCGGCUGUAUGAAUGCCGUGGCUGGUUUGCUCACCACGCUUGUCAGCGUCCUGGCUAAUCACUCCGGUGAAUGUUCCAUCAUGGCAAUCAUGACCUUCGUCGUCACCGGCACCACGUCCGGGAUCUUCCUGAUCCUCUCGAUCUGGUAUAAGUUUUUUCUGAUCCAACCAGUCGUGGCGGAAGACUUGGCCGAAUCUCAUGGCGAGACCUUUCAAAGCUCACACUGCUCGUGCGCAGACGACGUCGACCUUCCAAGCCCACCUCCUGCGUACACAGUUAGGCAUUGA